This is a messenger RNA of Aedes albopictus (Asian tiger mosquito), 1714 nucleotides long. RefSeq lists its product as uncharacterized. The record is from RefSeq and is a predicted model, not a curated record. The coding region runs from base 132 to 1595 and encodes 487 amino acids. Lineage: Eukaryota; Metazoa; Arthropoda; Insecta; Diptera; Culicidae. The transcript is spliced from 2 exons.
GUUUGGCUACUACGAAAAAAAAAAUAAAAAAAAACUUCGGCACGAGCUGUCCGAGUUCCGAGUUAGACCAGUAGGAAAUUCCCUGCCGAACCGACACGACAGCCACUGUCCACCACCUUCUGGAGUUUAAGAUGAAGGAACCUGGUAUGCUGAUAGUCUUCACCCUGCUCUUGGCCGGUGUGCUCGCAGCACCGAACCCAUGUGAGAAUCUUGAGGAGCUGCGCGUCUGCAAUGACACACAGUACGAGACGUAUCGCGAGUGCGUGGAGGAAGUCAAAGCUCUACGAGUCAAACGCCAGGCCCUAUGUCCCCAGCUGUAUUCCAAAGCCAUAUCGAUUGAAGAAGAAACGGAGCAGGACGGCUUAUCCAACGAUAUACCGUCCGAUGUGGUUGAACCUUCGAUUGAGAUAAUUCCUGCUUUGGAAUCUGUUGUGACCGUGAAGCCGAUCGAAUCUAAUCUUGCUGCGAGCUCCAAGCCGAUGCUUAAGUCUUUAGACCGGAAAGUGAUAGUGCAAACAGAUGACGACGACUACGAGUACCGAGUGCCUACCAAUGUGACGACUGUGAUUCGCCUUACCAAUGUGGUAAACAACACCAAUGUAGUUAAUGUGCCUACGAAUGUGAACACUACUAACGUGAACAACAUUCACAUUUACGCCAACAUCACAGAAGGUGACAAUGGUUCGGACCGAGCCGAUGAGCCGAAAUGCUGUACAGCUGUUCAGCCGAAGUCGUGCCAUAUGUCUACGCAAGGCUACAGAUGCAAACAUAAGAAAUUCAAAACUUGUGGUUCUCAGUGUACCUCGGAUAUAGUACACGUCCAACGGAGAAAGCGUUGUGAUAGCCAAGGAAAUUGUAAACAGAAGAUAGCCUACGUACCUCAGCCGGAGAAACCAAAGUGCGUGUACAUUGAGCAGUGGCCGUUUGUUGUUUGUGGGAAGCCAGCUAAUAUGCAAGUUGUCUGUGAUGGGUGCUACGACCAUUACGGCUAUGGAUUUGAAGCUCUUCAUGGUCAACUACCGAGCCAGUGCCGAGGAUGUUAUGACGAUGCUUUCGAUCAAGGUCAAUUAUAUCGUCGAGGACCAGUACUGAGACCGUACUACUACCACGAACCACCGUGUUACCUCACCGGGUCAUGUCCUAUGGGCUACGGAGAUUGUGGCUAUGGUUGCUAUGGCCAUGAAAUGGUUGACCCCGCCUGGGGUGGUCCAUCACCUUACGAUCCAAGAAUGGAUGAAACCAAUAUGGCUUAUUUGGAUCAAGAUUUGGAAAUGGCAAACGAUACCGAAAGCGAUUGGGGUGUGCCGGUACACAAGUGUACCGUGGUCUCCGACGACAACACGAUUUCGGUACAAAAUUGUACUAGCACGGUUGACAACCAGUAUGCGGCGGCUCCCUCCAAUCACCCUUACUACAAACAACCGCGAGAAGAGCGAAAACCGUACAAAGUAAGACAAACUAUGCAACGGCAACAAAUGGUAGAAGAAGUUGAAGAUAAUGAUCCAUCGUCCGGAGAAGGAGUUAUCGUUCAAAACUCACAAGUCUCGUUCGUGGAUGAAGACGACGACAGUUAUUACUAUGACUUUAGUCAGUAGAGUUGUGCAUGUUUGCUGAAAUUGUAAUAAAACUAGUUUAAGAAACAUAAUUGUCUACCUCUUAAGGAAUAUCAGUGAAAGACAGUAAUAAAUCUCGCGUUAACUGCCUGUGGAUUAAA